CCACCAGACGACCACUCGUCAAUUCGAUGUAAACGAGAGCGGUCGUGUUGCUACAGGGCUCAUUGUAGUUCGCACGAAAGCCCUUAUCUGUGCCUAUUCAAAUGUAGUCCUUUUUGUGUUGCCCACGUCAAAGGCCACCUUCUGAACUUCGAAAGGAAAAUCAAUGAAAACAUCUGUCGCGGUCUAGAUCAGUGGUCGACCGUCACACAACGCAGUUCACAGUCCCUUCCCGAUGGGUUGAGUACGCCGACAUAUCGUGUUUGUGGUCAUACCACUGACGCAGGUAAAAGGAAGUAUACUAGAAUCAGGUGUGGUUUUACACCAAAAUACAUAUCGUGCUGAAGCUGAUUCCAAUGUCGACUCCGGGACCAAGCACCGGAGCGUCAUCAGUGUUACCGUGAACACUACAGUGAAACAUCGCAUCUUUGAUGCUCUCAUCUCUACUUGAAAAAGUCAUCUAUUCAUACUGUCACUUCAUUAUUAUUAAAUUUCUCAAUAUCUUUUUUAUUUUAUAGUCAUUGUUUAUUUAUAUAUAUCUAUUAUAUAACAAAAAAUGAGUAAGAUACUGAAAGUAGUUGGCGCCUCGUGGGUUCGGACUAAGAUUAGUUCCUACAUUCUUGGAAUACUUGGAGUCCUCGCUUUCCUGGCUCUCUUUGUCGGACAGAUUGAAAGAAUACAAGAAGAUGGAAAUUAUGCAGCCACCGUUUUUUAUUCCGACAAGACUGGUUAUCGUAUUGAAUACUGGGGCCAAAGCAAUGAACUAGCUAAUAUACCAAAAGGAGUAGCUCGGGCACACUUCAGAAUGGAUGUUGAUAUUACCGGGUGGUCGCUCUUAGAGGUUGAAACUGAUGGUUCAUACCCAGAUGAGGUUCAAGCGUAUGCCGCUGGUAUCGUCGAGGGUGCACUUACUUGGUACCUAAUUCAUACCCACCUUCAGAACACAAUCAGAGAGAAAUGUGAAAACAAACCAUUAGAAAAACAAUGCAAUAAACUGAGAGACACACUAGAUAGAUCAGCAGAUAGAUGGAAGGCGUAUGCGGCGGAACGCGGCAAUGCCGAUCCUUUUUGGCAUCAGGUAUCUUUAUACUACACUCAGAUUAGUGGAAUCUCGACUGGUUGGAAACAUGGAGUGGAGCGCAGUAUGUCUGAAUACGACACCGACAUUUCAGAUUUAUACUGGUUGAACUCUUUAGCGGAAGUAAUAGAAUUACAACAGAAACUAAAUAUCUCUCUGGAGGAUCCAAUAUUAACCACUUUGCCUGACUUAUCCAGUGCAUUCAUAACAAUUACCAACGAGACCUCUGCCGAUGAUAUUAAUUACAAGAAACUGUAUUUAGCGCAGAACAGGGCUGGAAGCUACACUUCUAUGACACGUAUCCUUAAAAGGUACAAAUUAAACUAUCACCUUACAUCCGAAGAUACGACUGUUGUGCCUGGUACCUCAGUAGAUUUCUCAGGAUAUCCUGGCUCUAUCACCAGUCAAGACGAAUUCUACAUUAUUAGAGGCAAAGAACAUAGAAUAGCUGUUACUGGUACUUCACUGCGAAAUUACAAUAGCAAAUUGUGGAAAGAAGUUAACAUCACAGAUCAAGUGCCAGCAGGUCCGCGUGUAUUUGCAGCCAACCAUCUUGCCACAAAUGUAAGCUCGUGGGGCCGAACUCUUGCUAGUAGCAAUUCAGGCACCUCUUGCAAGCAAUGGCUUGUUGUGGACUUUGAUAAAUUCAACCAAUACCAUGAACCUACUGUGUCAAAUAAAGUGCAUCUAUCAAGAUAUUUUAAAAACGAAGUCUUCUCUGAAAGCACAAUUACAAAAGAUAUCAAGCACACUGUUUACCGAACAUACAAUGGGCAUGGAAAAGGAUUGUUGUUGCUUGUAGAGCAGGUACCUGGACGUACACACUCCGCUGACCUGACCGACAUGUUCUUGGAGCAAGGCUACUGGGCUAUCUAUGGACUACCGUUCUUUAAGGAUAUAGCAGAACUGACGCAAAUCACCAAAAUGGAAGAGAUAUAUGGAAAUAUUUUCUCUGAAACUGAAUCACCACGCGCUGUUAUGUUUAAAAAUGGAUACAAAAACGCAACAUCACUUGAAAGUAUUAUUAAAUUAAUGAGACAGAACAACGUAACUGCAAUUAAUCGUGCAAGCAACGAAACUGAAUCGUGCGCUAAUAGUUGGGAAUGCUUCAUCCAAGAGGAAGGCUACUGGUCAGUGUUAGGAGCUCGUGGCGACAUGGUGCAGCGCUAUAAAGAAGCAUACGGCGUUAUAGACACAAAAGUCGUGAGCGGCAUUUUGAACGAUACCGCAUUAGGAUUUGUUGCAAUAUCCGGCCCACCAUACACACAUGUAUCAAAGUCAAAUAAUACAAAUAUAAACAAAGGAAAUAUAGCGCCCAUAUACACACAUCAGUUUGACGACAAACCAAGCAUCGAUGGCCUCGAAAUCAGGGAUCUCGUAAAGCAACAACUGGAGGAAGCUGAACAGGAAACCUUAGACAUUCUCAACAGAGACGUGGUUAAACCAUUCCAGUGGUCUGAAAGCGAUUUUAAAAAUAAACCACAUAGAGGUCUUCCAGAUAAAUGGGAAUUCGAAAUUUUCAAGCCACAAUGGUCUUGGUGAAUCUCUUUUCAUAAAGCAAAUUGUCUCAUUAGUUUACUAUUAGAUAUGUUAAAGCAAUAUACAACCACAAUGCAAUCAUAAUGCAAUAUUAUGAAAGAACAUAUUUUUUUAUUGUAAUAAUAAUUUUGUUACUAGUUCAAAGUCAUAAUUUUUGUACCUUCCUCGUGGAUAAUUUAAGAAAAAAAAAUUCCAUAUUCCCAGUAUAGAAAUAAUAUACAAGCUACUUCUAUAUUUAUUACCAAACUUUAACCUAUAUAAUUUUUUUAAAUUAUUUAUUUAUUGGAUAUGUUAAGUAGUUUCGUUUGUGUUCUUUUGCUACGUGUUUUAUUUUUAAAUAAUUUAUUACUAUAGUUAUUUGUGAUAUCCACUUUUAAGAAUAUACACAAGUACACAGAAAAUUA
Messenger RNA from Achroia grisella, 3018 nucleotides. It is a transcript of the gene lama, whose product is annotated as putative phospholipase B-like lamina ancestor. The transcript is spliced from 11 exons. NCBI's taxonomy places the organism in Eukaryota, Metazoa, Arthropoda, Insecta, Lepidoptera, Pyralidae. Gene Ontology annotation, molecular function: glycerophospholipase activity. Gene Ontology annotation, biological process: phospholipid catabolic process. Gene Ontology annotation, cellular component: extracellular region. The record is from RefSeq and is a predicted model, not a curated record. The coding region runs from base 554 to 2617 and encodes 687 amino acids.